AUGAAUAUUUCAAACACACCUUCCAAGGUUCAUAUCAAUUCUUACCAUGAUGAAAAUAAUGUUCCAACUUCGCGUAAAAGUAACAAACGUACCCUCGGUGACGAUAUGGAUUUAACGCCUUUUAAUAUUUUGUCAAAUGCGCGUAUCCGCAGCCCUUCACAAGCUAGAACUUCGAGUAUACUUCGUAAUACUCCUGGUAAGCCUUUUGGUAGCAAGGAGAAUUUGACACCUUAUUUUGCACAACAAUUCGAGAGUAACAAAAUGUCAAGUAUUACAAAGAGUUCCAAAACUGUGUCCGUUAACGGGUCUCAGACCGCUUAUGAUGAUGAGAUGAUUUCACCGAUGAAAAGGAUCAAGAAUGAAACCGGUCAUAUUAUUAACGUCGAUGCAUAUAAGCAAAGAAUCGAACAACUUGAAGCCGAAUUGAGGAGACAAAUAGAUGAAUAUCAGAAACUUAGAGAAGAAAGUCAGAAAUCUUGUCAGGAAUCGGAAAAGGCACUUGAAAGAACUAAAUAUAUGGCUCUAAGUUACAAGAACGACUUAUAUGGGCCGAUUUACAUCGAUGGUGACUACACGUCUAUCAACAAAUUAUUGAGACGCUUGGUCAGAAUUACAAAUCAAGACGUUGUCAAUAGAUUCAAGGAGGAAACCCUGGUUGAUGGUGAAUUACCCGCGCUUAAUCAGAUCUAUGGAUGGCUUGAAGAAUCAGGAUUCUUGAAAUAUGAAGUUCUCAAAGAAUUCCGUGCCGUGGAGGCGGUCACGUCACUAGACCUGACCUAUACCUUCGAAAAGAUUAGGCAUGAUAUCAUCAAUAAGACAUUCGUUAUUGAUGAUAGCUUGGAAUUUCACAUUAUACAAAAUACUAAUCGAUUGGUGUCCGCGUUUUGCUUGCCAAAUGGCUUCCAAUAUUUAAAAUCUUUGAAGUUGAGUUUCAUGCCGAUUGAAGAUUCUUAUUUUAACAACUUUCGAGGACUUAGAAAUUUGGAUGAGUUGGUCAUUGAAGGUACCGGAAUUGGGAACGAGGCUUUGUCUCAUCUCGUAGCACUAAAAAGUAAUUUGACCUUCUUGAAUAUCACUGGAAAUCAAAAGAUAAAUGAUGAUUCCGUGGUUAUUCUCGUUCUUUUCGAAAAAUUAAUUGUGUUGCUUCUAAAUGACACUUCUAUUUCCAUGCAUGGAAUUCGUAAAUUUGUUUCCGAGACAAAAAGCACCGACCUAUCUCAACUUUCUAUUCCUUCAUCAUGUCGCAAAUAUCUUAUCAAACGAAAUGAAAUCUAUUGUGUUGAACAUAAAGAAGGAAUGAAAGUUGACCCAUCAAAAGUUCAAUUCAUGGACCUUUUAGAGAUUCGACAACAAUUAAUGUUUCAUUACGCGGUAAAUAACCAUAUCAACAUCGUCGGUUCUAAGGAUGAAUUAGAGGACUCAUUGAGAGAGAUUUUAACGCGACGAUAUUAUGAUGCAAAGAUUAUGAUGCUAGCUGGUGGACGUGAUUAA
Messenger RNA from Funneliformis mosseae, 1491 nucleotides. Lineage: Eukaryota; Fungi; Glomeromycota; Glomeromycetes; Glomerales; Glomeraceae. The record is from the annotation of a GenBank genome assembly.